Molecule: messenger RNA, 4103 nt
Organism: Pocillopora damicornis (cauliflower coral)
Lineage: Eukaryota; Metazoa; Cnidaria; Anthozoa; Scleractinia; Pocilloporidae
Biological process (GO): lipid metabolic process
Molecular function (GO): oxidoreductase activity, acting on paired donors, with oxidation of a pair of donors resulting in the reduction of molecular oxygen to two molecules of water
Source: RefSeq, a predicted model, not a curated record
AUGCGCAAUAUAAAGAGGGUUUGGUCAGAGCAUGUGGACGAUCCUCGUUUUAAUUUACCGAUUUUCCCCCAGUUCAAUUCAAGUUGACGCUCUGCAAAACAAUUCAUGAUAGGGCAUCUUCAGGGUGUUCACAGUUAUAACGAUAGGACAAAUGACGUACAGUGUGCAAAACACGACAGUGAUGACGUUAAUUCAAUGGGGAAGCGAAACUCUUGAAUGAAGAGAAUGAACUUAGAAGGAACGAGUAUAGUAAAGAUUAGAGAAAAAUCACACGGAUAACAAAUAACUUAUCGUGAAGUGUUGUUUUUGAAACUUAGAAUAUCUCGAGAAUGCCUUGUAAAAUUCAGUUUGUAUACUGCAGUAAACUUUUGAAUAUGCAGGUGAAAAUGUUCUUAGCUAAUGAAACAUUUCAAGGCAAUACAAAUGUGAAGUUAUACUAAUUAGAAAGUUUGACAAUUUUUUAUUAUUAUUAUUUUUGAUUAUUUUUCUGUUGUUAUCAUCAUCGUUAUCACAAUCAUAAUGUUUCGAUACUUUUUGAGUUGUUCUAAGCAUUAUUGCUAUUAUCAAUACAAUUUUUACUGUCUGGGUCGUCUCAUUUUCAUUGUCACUAUUUAGGUAAAUCAAAUUUUUUGAAUUGUUAAUGAUUGUUCCACUGGAAUAACCAAUUAAAUCAGGAAAUUGAUAAGAGGGAAAAGAUUUCCUUUUUAUUUGACAUCAUGUUCAGUAAAUGAAAAAGUUAAAAUAAAUCAAUCUUUUCUUUAAGAUGAACAUGUAAAAGGUGAGACAUAUUAACUUGACAUUUAUCGUGUAAAACCUUUGGGUGUUAAAAUUCAGUACAAAUGUUUCCAUCUUCUCUUGAUAGGUGCUGUAAAUCCAUGAAUAAAUUUUAAAAAACUGAGGGGAAAAGAAUGGUUAAAAAAAAGUAUCCAUUCGACACUUUGCAUUUGGCAAACUAAAUCUGGGAUAACUGAUAACUUCCUUGAAAAAUAGUCAAAGAGAAACAAUAUUAGUCCAAUUAUGCCCGUAAAAUGUUGGAAGGUCGCCUACUGGAAUGCAAAAAAGUUGCCGAAAAGUUGCAAAAUUGCCAAAAUUCAAAAAGUUGCUGCGAAAAUUUCUUGAUAUUUUUACAUAAACCUAAAUGAAAGACUUUAUUUUUCGUUAUCUCAAUAAAUGCAAUAAUUGCAGUAGAUAACCUUUGGAACAAAGGUCCUGUUUUAAAAGUGGUUAAAUGCCCGGCAGCUAAGCACGAUCUCAAAGUACACUAAACGCCCGGCAGUCGGAAACACCCACCAAGGGCUACGCGGAAACUUCCAGAUCGGCUAAAAAAUUUAAAUCGUUUUUGGUAACCAAUACUGCAUUUUCCCUCUUUGCCGAAAGUUUUCCAUGUUAACUUUAUAAUUCUCUGCGCUAAUUGCGUGAAGCGACUAAGUUGUUCCUUGAAAUUCUAUUAAAUCAGCUAAGGUAGUUUGAACUGGUUUCAAGAUUCUCGUAUUGAUUAUAUUUUAUUCAUCUUUAAAACUAAGUUAAAUAGCUUGUCCUUGACACCCACGUAAGUAUUUUGAAAAUAUUUAUAUCGCAGUUAUUGAAAGUUCAAGUCAUUUCUCACUAUUUCGACCUACUCCAAACUUUCAAAUUGGCGUUGGUCGCCGACUCAAAAGGUUUUGAUCCCUUCGACUCUGCACAAUUCUUCUCCUUGAUUUAGCUAAUUUCACAUUUAACUUCGAUUACAUUUCUGUCAUUCAAACUGAGUUAGAAAAUCAGGAAAAUCAAUUUAAGUGAAGUGAAAUUGAGUUAACUUCCUUAUUGACCCUGGAAACACAAGUCGCUCUGAGAGUUAUUUUUAAACUGAACGUGUUUACAUCUCAAUUGGUUUAAUUUAGUAGGACAUUUGUUUAUUCUCAUAAAAUCUUACCAAUGAAAGGGCCUGAAACGCUUCCUUGCCGGAAAAAGCGAUCAAUUUUACAAAGUUCAUCACGAAAAAUGAUCGAGACCCAAACCUUAAAACAAUUCCAAUAAGUUCCUAUGUAAAUGUUUUCAUUCCUAUUUGUACUAAAUAAAAUCCUCGCCAAUUAUGCUCGGUGCAUUCAAUGAUAAAAUAUUCAUAUACACAAUUCUGUCGUUAAAUUGAUCGUGUUUCGCGAAAGCAUAGGUAAUAUAGAAACUGGCUUUCUUAAACACCCGCUUUUUGAAAUGAAAACCGUUACAGAUGUAAUACCUCUUUGAACUUAUGUAGAGGGAGCACGUGUAUUGAAAAGAGAGUAAUACUCUCUUGUCACGAAGGCUUGAUGAUCACGUGCACCAGAACAUACGAUAUUUGUCUACAGCGUGGUUAUAAACCAUAACAAUGAAGCCUCAGACAGAGAAUUAUUCAUCUAUUCGCGAAUAUUUUCGAAAUAAAAGCAUUUAAAUGAUUUUUAAUGGUGGUUAGGUUGAUUUAAAUCACGUUCAUCCCGUAUAGAACCUUCCUUACUCGAAAGUGAAACUCUGCGUUGUCAAAAUUUAGAGAAAACCAUCUGUUUGAACUUCACAUUGGGUAACCUUCAUUCACACGCGGUUGUCACCGCGACAAGCGUCAACCUCGUUUCUGGUUGGUCGACUUCAGUUGUCAUAGAAUUUAAUGCUAACCAUUUCACCUCAGCCACCGCAUCUUUCACUAGACAUAACAUCAAAACAAUCUUUGCGGUUUCCUGUUUACUAUUUUACAGUUUACGUUUAUGUUUCGAUAGUAAGAGGCGAAGAAGUGAAGCUGUAAAAUCCUUACACCGGGGCCUAAGAAGUUACCUCCAUAAUGCCCCAAAGUUACGUAACUCUGAAGAAGGCUCCCCGACCAACGCACGAUCCGCCGUUUACGUUGAAGGAUUUGAAAGCCGCCAUCCCGCCACAUUGCUUCGAGAGAUCCACAUUGAAGUCUUACGCUUAUGUUGUUUGGGAUUUAGCGAUGGCGUGGUUGUUAUAUCUAAGCACGGGCUACUUCAACCAUCCUUAUCUACCGCCUUGGGCGUCCUAUAUUCUCUGGCCUCUCUACUGGAUUUGCCAAGGCUGUGUUUGCACCGGCAUCUGGGUUUUGGCGCACGAGUGUGGCCAUUAUUCGUUUUCCGACAGCAAGACUGUUUGUGACUACACUGGGCUUGUGUUACAUUCUGCGCUGCUUGUGCCGUAUCAUUCAUGGCGAAUAAGUCACGCAAAACAUCAUCGAAGUACAAAUGAUAUGGACCGUGACGAAGUUUUUGUUCCCAGUACAAAAGAAGAGUUUACUAAAGAUGGACUGGCAGCUCUGUCUCCCACCUGGAACGUUUUGUCCCUGUUGAAAAUGUCCCUGUUUGGCUGGCCUGGUUAUCUAAUGUUCCACGUCGCCGGACGUAAAUACCACACUCAUACAGAUCACUUCAACCCAAAAAGCCCGAUUUUUAGCGAGAAAGACUAUAAAGACAUCGUUAUCAGUGACAUUGCAUUGGUGGUGUGGAUCGGUUUCCUUGGCUACCUGGCUUAUGUGAACUCUACUUUUUGGCUGUUGAAGGUAUAUAUCAUCCCUUAUCUCAUUGUGAAUUUCUGGUUGGUCUUCAUCACGGACUUACAACACUCGGAUGCCGCUGUGCCUCACUAUAGAGGCCAACAGUGGAACUGGCUUAAAGGGGCACUGUGCACCGUGGAUCGGGAUUACGGAAUUUUGAAUCAUGUUUUCCACCACAUUGGAGACACACACAUUGCCCAUCAUCUUUUUUCACUCAUACCUCACUACCACGCAGUUGAAGCCACGGAGCAUCUGAAGAAAGCUCUGGGAGAGUUCUAUUACAAAGACGAGACACCAAUUUUCAAGGCUAUGUGGUUGACUGGCAGAUACUGCCGUUAUGUUGAAAACUCUGGUGAUAUUUUAUGGUUUAAGCAUGAUUAAUUUCUGUCAUAAUAUUUGCGUCAAGAAUGAACCAGUUUGUGUAAAUCACAGAAAAUAGUGGAUCACUAGACAUUAAACUAAACAGCAAAUUUGUAACAUCUAGAUAAGUAUAAUUCACUUUGAUAUGUUUUAUUUUUUUGUUUUCUUAUAUUUUUUUUAUAACCUUGUAUGGUUGCAGCUGAGAAAAGGAACCCUAAAAUUUGAAAACAUA